AUGUUCGAUGGCCGUAAGAUAACUCCGAAAGGAAAAGUCAGCUUAGAGUGCGAGUAUAAAGGCAAAUUUACCGUGUUAGACUUUGUACUAGUUGAACAAGAUCUACCAUCGAUUUUAGGAUUAAAAUCCUGUCUAGAACUCGGGUUGGUAAAGCGAGUUUAUAGCUUGGAAGUGGACCCACCGAAGAUCGAAACAGAAUUCAGUGACGUUUUCGAAGGUCUGGGAGAGAUUAAAGAUGUUCAGUACCAGAUUAAGAUUGAUCCGGUGUCCAUUCCAGUGGUGCAUCCUCCUCGAAGAGUUCCUAUGGCCCUCCGAAAGCCACUAGAAGAAGAGUUGCGUCGAAUGGAGAAGUUGGGGGUUAUUGAGAAAAAGAAUGAACCCACCGCUUGGGUACAUACUUUAGUCAUCGCCAGAAAAGCAAAUAAUAAAAUUCGAGUCUGCAUGGAUCCUAGCGAUUUAAAUAAAGUGGUUAUGCGAGAGCAUUUUCCUAUGCAGACCGUUGAAGAAGUUGUCAGCAGAAUGCCCAAUGCCAAAGUGUUUAGUGUUCUUGAUGCCAAUCAUGGUUUCUGGCAGGUGAAAUUGGCCAAUGAAAGCAGUAACUUAGCCACGUUUAAUACUCCAUUUGGAAGGUAUAGUUAUAAACGAUUACCGUUUGGAAUAGCUUCUGCUCCGGAAGUAUUUCAGAGUAUUAUGUCGAAUAUGUUUUCAGAUAUAGAAGGAGUCGAAGUUAUCGUGGACAAUUUGGUGGUCUGGGGAGAAGACGUGACGAAACAUGACGAACGACUUCGUUUGGUCUUAAAACGCUGUCGAGAUAAAAACCUUAAGUUGAAUCCAGAGAAGUGUCGAUUUCGUGUCCCCGAAGUAAGUUAUGUUGGCCAUGUUUUGAGUUCAGAUGGACUGAAACCAGACCCCCGGAAAACUGAAGUGAUUAAGGAGAUGCCACAGCCUACAAAUUGCGAAGAGUUGAAGAGAUUUUUGGGCAUUGUUACGUAUGUUGCCAAUUCCAAAUAUGGCACAGAUAACAACUCCACUAC
This is a messenger RNA of Paramuricea clavata, 1034 nucleotides long. The record is from the annotation of a GenBank genome assembly. Lineage: Eukaryota; Metazoa; Cnidaria; Anthozoa; Malacalcyonacea; Plexauridae.